Molecule: messenger RNA, 1431 nt
Organism: Necator americanus (New World hookworm)
Lineage: Eukaryota; Metazoa; Nematoda; Chromadorea; Rhabditida; Ancylostomatidae
Exons: 15
Coding region: 1-1431 (476 amino acids)
Source: RefSeq, a predicted model, not a curated record
AUGCAGGCACUUUUGAUUUUAGCUUUAAUCACCACAUGCUGUGGUGCUGGCACAAGGGUAAAUCGGGAGGUAAGAGAGCCGCAGCAGUUCGUUUUAGCUGCCACCUACCCUCCUCAGCGGAUCGUUGGAGAUACGAUUUCCAAUGAACGCUCGUUCAGAGCCAGAUCCCGCGUUUUCAGAAAUGUGCAAGUGCAGGUAGAUGAUGAACCUCGUCUCUACCGCGCAUCCGGAAGAUUCCAGAAAAGGGUUGUUGCUGCUGCCCCGAUCCAUGACAUAACUAAUGUGGCAGUGGCUAAAGAUUCUCCACCCGUAGCCCCUCCAGUAUCAUUCAAUUACGACGAGGGAAAUCACCAUCUAAACAAAAUGACCGAAGACAACUCGAUUAUGGAGGAGGCUGCUGAGUAUGCGAAAGGUUUGGAACGAACUACGGUAGCUGUACGAGGUGACCACGAUCUGGUCUAUACCACUGUGGCGCCAAAUGUUAGUCUACAAAAUGUACCCGCUAUCAUAAAGCCCAGAACAGAAGAAAAGAAGUUUAAACAACCACCACCGGCGUUCACUCAGCAACCAGCUCUCAUUAGGCCGCAGGCAAAUACGUUUACUAGUACAGUGGUAGCGCAGACGACAUCUGCGCUUCCCGGAUUCGGUGCAAAUAACAACAUACCCACACCACCGAACAAUUUGCAAGGCCCAUACCAACAGAAUACUCUAGCACAAGUGUCCGUCGCUCCAAUGAUUCCUCUUUCCCUGCCACCUCCAUCGAAUCCACAAGUUCUUCCCGGAUUGGUCCCACCUCAACUGCCACCUCCACUUCAACAAGGGAUUCCUCAAGUACCUGGUGCUCCACCUAUCCCAGGCCCACUGAAUCCCCCCACUCCACCACUGGGCGCAAUCCCUCAGAUAACGCCAGGAGCGCAUUUCCCACAAGUUCACCCUGGGCAAGCGGCUUCUGUGCACGGACAACAUCUGUCGGGCGGACCUCCACCUACACCGCAGACACCAUCGCUGCCACCACAACAAUCGCUGCCUGGUCAGGUUCCGCAUACUCAGGUACCGCAGUUGACGCUACCCAAUCGAGCAGCUCCUCCUCCAGCAGCGUUCCCUGAACGUGUAGAGAUCAUCAAUGGCCAGGCAGCAAAUUCAUCGUUAGAGCAGUUGGGUUGCGGCUUCGACUGGCUGACCAACACUUGCAAGGAUGUAUUUGCAAUUGGAUGGUGCGGUCAAUGCCACGACUUCGGGAACAUCUUCGUUCAUGAUUGUAAAUGUGUUCGCCCACUGAUAGUGCUGCCACCGCGGCAGCAAACACGACCAGCUUUCUUUAAGCCGAGCCACCGUCGAGAACAGAAACGGUACGAAACGAAGUCUGUUGAUCGAAGCGUGGUGUUUAAUCGACGCAAUAGAACAGCCGUAGGCCAACGAACGAAGAAGUGA